ACAGUUACGAUGAUGGCAACUGAAACCCUAGAUACUCCGACCAAUGGCUCGACAUCGAACGUCACCGGGGAACUGAAUCCGCCGGAAGAUUGCGCAAAUGUCUCUCAUUCAUCUCCAGAUGCAACACCAGUAGGAGAUGUGGAACAAGGAGAUAAGCGUAAGAGAAUCGAAUCCGAAACCGAUGAGAAAACCGUUGCAGUUCAUCCUCUAUGGAAGACGAGUCUGUGUUCUUACUUCAGGCGGACGGGAGGUGAGUGUAGCCAUGGAGAAACGUGCCGGUAUGCUCAUGGAGAGGAGGAGCUCCGACCUCGACCGGACAAUACGUGGGACCCUACUUCUGAGAUGGCGAAGAAGUUGAAGUUAGAACAUGAAGUCAGAGAGAAACGUUCGGACGAAAGAGAUGAGGAGGUUAUGAUGACAGAGACGAUAUCGGAGGACGGUUGCUCUGAGUCUACUCUCGAUAAGUGUUUGGUGAAUCUUCCGAUGAAGUGGAGUUCAGAUAAUUUAAGGAGUUUUCUUAAUGAGCAGGGUAUUCAGUAUAAGUCAGCUAAGACAAAGAAAGGAAUGGUUGUAGGCUUUGUAAGUUUUGAAACAGCAGAGCAAGUGAAAACUGCUAUUGAGAAACUGCAGGGAAAACCGUUUGGGAAUAAAAACUUAAAGAUAGCGGAUGUCAUUCCCAGAGCAUUUGACAAAAUUGUGAAACCAGCACUGAUUUCAGACAAUUCAGACAUAUUGGAAUCAGCGAAUGAGGUUGAAGAUGGGGACUCCGUUAAUGGCAGUUCAACCCCUGGAAGUUCGGUAUUGAAGGGUAGGAGUGCCCGGGAGGUUGUGACUCCACUUGCCCAUAUGUCUUAUGCAGUUCAGCUGGAGCACAAGAAGAACUCUCUUGCGCAGACUAUGAAAAAACUUACUCGAAAUGCACGUAAAGCUUGUCCCAAUGGUGUUUCACUACCAGAUUGGAUACUUAAAUCCAGGGAAAUAGGUGGUCUUCCUUGCAAACUAGAGGGCAUAAUUGAAUCACCACUUGUAAAUGGAUACCGCAACAAAUGUGAAUUUUCUGUUGGAUAUUCUUUACAAGGAAAACCUACAGUGGGCUUUUCACUUGGGAACUUCAGGGAGGGUGUGACAGCAGUUGAAGAACCUUUAGAUUGCCCAAAUGUUUCUAGAAUUGGUUGCAAGUAUGCUGAAAUCAUGCAGAAUUUCCUACAAAUUUCACUCCUCCCUAUAUGGAACAGGAUGAAUAAUACUGGGUUUUGGCGUCAACUGACAGUCCGAGAAGGAAGGACGCCAGGCAAGAAUGCUGAGGCUGAAUCCGGCGAAGAAAACAUUUCAGAGGUCUUGCUUAUGGUUCAGAUUUGCUCAACGGGCUUCGAUAAUGAAGUUAUUAAUGUUGAACUUGAGAACAUGGCUGAAGCUUUUGUGGUGGGAGCUUCCACAAGUUCUCCAUCUUUGCCUCUUACAGUGCUGGUUGUUCAGGAUCAUCUAGGGAUAUCCAACGUAGCACCAGCUGAUGCUCCGUUGCGCACCCUGCCGCUUACCAAGGCUGUAAGUAGAUCUGUGGAGGAUUCUGAAGUUGUUGCAGAAGCAAGAAUUCAAGACUAUAUAAACAACCUUCGGUUUUGUAUAUCCCCAACAGCCUUUUUUCAGGUGAAUACCCUUGCAGCAGAGAAGCUGUAUUCGCUUGCUGGGGAUUGGGCUGGUCUGGGACCUAAUACUUUGCUUUUUGAUGUAUGCUGUGGGACUGGAACAAUUGGGCUUACUUUAGCGCACCGUGUUGGAAUGGUUGUUGGGAUUGAAAUGAAUGCUUCUGCAGUAGCUGAUGCUAAUAGGAAUGCUGAAAUAAAUGGCAUUAAGAAUUGCAGGUUUGUCUGUUCAAAGGCUGAGGAUGUGAUGGGAUCUUUACUAAAGGAGUACUUAACAAAAAAAGUAGAUAAUGAUGCUGAUAUUGGUAAUAAAGAAGAAACAAAUGCUUCUGAAGAAAAGGCUCCGGAUGCUGAAGAUAGCUCGGGGUUAAACCUUAAAGACGAGAAAGAGAGCAAUUGUGUUACUGAAAGCAGUAGUAGCAAGAUGCAUCAUUUUGAAAAUGUCGUCGCCAUUGUUGAUCCUCCCCGUGUUGGACUUCAUCCCACUGUAAUCAAAGCUCUUAGAACUCAUUCACAUUUAAGGAGGCUUGUUUACAUUUCAUGCAAUCCCGAAAGCUUAAUGGCAAACGCUAUUGAGCUUUGCACUCCGUCCGCUGAUAAAAACGAGAAAGGGAACAAGAACAAUAGAGGAUGGAGAAAUAUGAGCAGUGCUGGUUUGGCUCGCCAUCGAGCCAAAUCUAUGCCCAACUCGGAGCCGUUUCAACCGGUCAAAGCCAUGGCGGUCGAUCUUUUCCCUCACACUCCACAUUGUGAACUAGUCAUGCUUCUUGAAAGGUAAAUCUUGUUUACAAAACACCUUAUUUGUGUUUUAUUUACUUAUUUGACCACCUCCAAAAAUCAAAUAGAUAGCAAUUUUCUUGUUUUGAUAUAUUUCUUGGUAGAUUUUAGCAUAACACCAAUUAAUCAUUUUGGAUUUUGUUAACCCAUUAUAUUAUAUGGAUUCGAAUUUCGUCUUA
Cynara cardunculus var. scolymus (artichoke) is the source of this 2599-nucleotide messenger RNA. RefSeq names its product zinc finger CCCH domain-containing protein 24. The transcript has 14 exons. Bases 10 to 2421 code for a protein of 803 amino acids. Gene Ontology annotation, molecular function: RNA binding; RNA methyltransferase activity; metal ion binding. Gene Ontology annotation, biological process: RNA processing. NCBI's taxonomy places the organism in Eukaryota, Viridiplantae, Streptophyta, Magnoliopsida, Asterales, Asteraceae. The record is from RefSeq and is a predicted model, not a curated record.